AUGUUUGCGUAUACGAAACUGAAAAACAUCACAAUAACUAAAAGAAUAAAAUUCAUUGAUGAUUUAGCUUUUUGGGGAUGUCCAGAAUUAGAAGAGUUUAUAUCAGAAAGUCCUUAUUUUAAAACAUAUUGUAAGGCACUAUAUUCAAGAGAUUUAAAAACAUUAAUAGGAUAUCCAUGUAAUUCAUUUGUUGACAUAUUACCAACAACAAAAGUCAUUUCGGGAGUUAAAGGAUUUAGCUCGACAUCUUUUGUUAAAUUUAUAUUUAAUGUUUCAAUAUUAACAUUAGAACGGCAUGCAUUUAGGGAAUGCUAUAGUUUAGAGUUUGUCGACAUGAGUUGUACUAAAAUCAAAUCUCUUGGAGAUGCAACAUUUUAUGAUUGUAGAAAAUUGAAACAAAUUAUUUUGCCCGAAACAUUAACAUCAAUUCAUAGUAAUUUCACAUUCGGUCGUUGUCCAAUUGAUUUGUUGAUUUUACCAAGAUACAUUGUUUCUGCAGAAGGUGCCUUUAGAGAUAGUUUGAUAAAGCAUGUUGCAUAUUGUGGAAUAAAUAAUAUUUCUGGCACACUACCAGAUGAUGUUAUUGUUCAUGUCACAUCUCAAUUUCAAUUCGGAAAAUUUCUAAACCAUUCUAUUUCAUAUAAAGACUUUGUUUGCCCUGCUAUUAAAUGUACAACAUUGAUCACUGAUAUUGAUAUCUUUGCUUGUCCAACUGUUAGUUUUUGUUUUGACCCAAAAAUACUCUUAACAUUGCCAAAUAUUUUAUCUUGUAAUAAUUAA
Messenger RNA from Trichomonas vaginalis G3, 780 nucleotides. RefSeq names its product ribonuclease inhibitor domain-containing protein. The coding region runs from base 1 to 780 and encodes 259 amino acids. Lineage: Eukaryota; Parabasalia; Trichomonadida; Trichomonadidae. The transcript has a single exon. The record is from RefSeq and is a predicted model, not a curated record.